AUGUCCCACCGCCAGCAUAUCCUCUUCGCCAUUGUCCUCAUGGCUGUUGCCGUUCUCCAAGCCGUCUCCACCAGAGUAACCGCCGCGGCUAACUUGACUGGGGACGAUGCGGCCAAAACAGCCUAUGAUGUGACGCUCCCUGGUGAAUGCAACUUCUUUGUCACUGUCGCUGGAAAGCAAUUCAAGUUUCGGUACGAGAGCAGCGUCAGUGGGAUCAUCACAUCUGGGUCCAUUAGCCGUGUGUCUGGCGUGAGGAUUCAGGUGGAGUUCGCGUGGCUCGGGUUGAACCAGGUCAGCCGUGCUGGUAACCAGCUCAACAUUCAGCUAGAGAAGUCUACCCAGUCGUUCCCCAUCAACGCCUUCGCUCCGAGCGCACGAUGCAGCUGA
This is a messenger RNA of Miscanthus lutarioriparius, 387 nucleotides long. The record is from the annotation of a GenBank genome assembly. NCBI's taxonomy places the organism in Eukaryota, Viridiplantae, Streptophyta, Magnoliopsida, Poales, Poaceae.